Molecule: messenger RNA, 5714 nt
Organism: Anarrhichthys ocellatus (wolf-eel)
Lineage: Eukaryota; Metazoa; Chordata; Actinopteri; Perciformes; Anarhichadidae
Gene: adarb2
Product: adenosine deaminase RNA specific B2 (inactive)
Exons: 10
Coding region: 326-2632 (768 amino acids)
Biological process (GO): RNA processing; adenosine to inosine editing
Cellular component (GO): nucleolus; cytoplasm
Molecular function (GO): adenosine deaminase activity; tRNA-specific adenosine deaminase activity; double-stranded RNA adenosine deaminase activity
Source: RefSeq, a predicted model, not a curated record
UCAGUGACUGCUGAGAGCUGCGAACAGUCUCUCCGCGAGCGGGAGGCGAGCAGGAGUUCUUUUUUUUUCCAGAGGUGAUACAAGGAACAGCGACACGCGCUCUCAUCUGGUUUUGAGGGAUAACGACAACAAAAAAGAGAGAGAGAGAGAGAGAAACAUAAGGAGGGACGAAAAUAUAGUCCGAGUCUCUACGUCAAAACCACAGGGACGCUGCGUUAUCGGAGAGCAACGGGAGGCUGACGCGAGACAAGUAGGCUACAAAGGAGAGAGUCGAGCCGCGCCGAGUCCCAAGUUACCGCUGCGCUCCGCUCCGGAGGCUGCGCCGAUGGCAUCCGUACUUGGGAACAGCAGCAGCCGCGCGUCGGGGGCUCAGAGCGGACAGGUGAAAUGCAAGCUGAAGAGGAGGCGGAGGAGGCGAUCCAAGAGAAAAGAGAAAGUCAGUAUGCUGUCAGCAUUGAUCGCCCCCUUCAAGUACAUAAGCCCUGGGACCAGCAGCACAGAGGACGAGGACAGUUUAAGCACCAGCAGUGCAGAGGUAAAGGAAAACCGAAACAUUGGUAACUUAGAGGAUCGCUCCAUUGGAUCUGCGGAGUGCCAGUCGCUCUUCUGCUCAGACUCUGCAAGAAGUGGCAGCCCCGGCCUGAAGAGGAAGCGGCCACUGGAGGAGGACAACAACGGGCACUUGUGUGAACUCCGCCUGAUCUAUAAGAAACUGUCCUGGUCCGAAGCUCCAAAGAACGCCUUGGUGCAACUCAACGAGCUGCGGCCGGGCCUGCAGUACCGCGUGGUGUCUCAGACGGGCCCGGUCCAUGCGCCCGUCUUCUCCAUCGCCGUGGAGGUGAACGGGCUGACUUUCGAAGGCACGGGCCCCACAAAGAAGAAAGCUAAGAUGAAGGCCGCCGAGCUGGCCCUCAAGUCCUUCGUCCAGUUUGCCAACGCUCCUCAGGCCCACCUGGCCAUGGGAAACAUCUCAAACCCUUCGGCCGACUUCACCUCAGAUCAGGCGGACUUCCCUGACACGCUCUUCAAGGAGUUUGAAUCUUCGCCAUGCUCCGAUGGCCUCUCGCUCUGCGACUCAGCAGCGGAGAGCGAGCUGCUGUCGAGCGAGCUGCUGAGACAUGGACGGUUGCUCCGCCAUACCUUGGACCUGAUGGUGCAAGCCCAACAAAGGCUAGGUGGGAUUGUCCCAGAUCCGGAGGCCCCCAAGAGUCCCGUGGCGUUGCUCAAUGAGCUCCGGCCGGGCCUGCGCUACGCCUGCCUUUCGGAGCGAGCUGAGGGCCGGAGGCUGCGCAGCUUCGUGAUGGCAGUGCGUGUCGACGGGCGGAUAUUUGAGGGCUGCGCUCGCAGCAAGAAGCUGGCCAAGACCCAGGCGGCCCAGUGCGCUCUUCAGGCCCUCUUCAACAUCAGGACGGCCCCCGAGGGGAGGACAGGCCUCAAAGCCAGCAGGAAGAGCUGCCCUCAUUUACCCCAGGUCUUUGCCGAUUCAAUAUUCCACUUGGUGAGGGAGAAGUACCGGUCGCUGGUGGGCGGCUGCAGUCCUGCGCACGCUCGACACAAAUCCCUGGCAGGCAUCGUAAUGACCCGAGGUCUGGACCUGAGGCACGCCCAGGUGGUGGCGUUAUCCACGGGUACCAAGUGUAUCAACGGGGAGUACCUGAGUGACCAGGGACAAGUGGUCAAUGACUGUCACGCCGAAGUCACGGCCCGCAGAGCGCUUCUACGCUUCCUCUACUCUCAACUUGAACUCUUCUUAAGUAAAAGACCGGAGGACUGGGAGGAGUCGAUAUUUGUGCGGCACAAGGAGUGCGGCUACAGGUUGAGAGACAACGUCCAUUUCCACAUGUAUAUCAGCACCUCGCCGUGUGGGGACGGGAGGCUCAACUCGCCCUAUGAAAUCUCCACUGACUUACACAGCAGCAGACACCUCAUGAGAAAGCACCGCGGCCACCUGCGGACCAAAAUCGAGUCAGGCGAGGGGACGGUGCCGGUGCGAGGUCGGGGGCCCGUCCAGACGUGGGACGGCGUCUUACAAGGCGAGCAGCUCAUCACCAUGUCCUGCACCGACAAGAUCACCAGAUGGAACAUCCUGGGCCUGCAGGGGGCGUUGCUGAGCCACUUUGUGGAGCCGGUGUACCUGCAUAGCGUGACCGUCGGCAGCUUGCGCCACACGGGCUAUCUGGGCAGAGUCCUGAACCAGCGGCAGGAGCGCCUCGGGCCGCUGCCCGCCACGCACAAACGCAACCAGCCCCUGCUCAGCGGGCUGAGCACUGAUCAGCAGCCGGGGAAGGCCUCGUGUGUGAGUGUCAACUGGACGCUGGGUGAUGCACAGUUGGAGGUGGUCAACACAGCAACGGGACGGAGACGGGACUCAGGGACACCCUCUCGUCUCUGCAAACACGCCCUCUUCACCCGCUGGAACAGACUUUACCGCAAGGUGAGGGCAUCCACAGGCAAGUCGGGGAUCCACGUCUUCAGCUCGGCGGACUGCCAGCUCAUGUACUGCGACGCCAAGAUGGCGGCACGUCCUUACCAGACAGUGAAGCAGCAGUGGUUCAGAUCUCUGCAGGAAACGGGCCUCGGGACCUGGGUCAAGAAACCGCCAGAGCAGGAACAGUUCCUGCUGUCGGUCUAAGGAAGAGAGAGAGAGUGUGUGUGUGUGUGUGUGUGUGUGUGUGUGUGUGUGUGUGUGUGUGUUUAACCUUUAUUUUUUAGGGUAAGAUGACUCCAUGCUCUUUACCAACAUCCUGCUUCACACCUUCAUACCUGGAAGUUUACCAGUGUAACCUCUAAAGUCAAGGCACACAUCACCACUGUGUGUGUGUGUGUGUGUGUGUGUGUGUGUGUGUGUGUGUGUGUGUGUGUGUGUGUGUGUGCGCACCCGCGCAUGUGUGCGUCAUCCUGGAUGUGCCGCCCAUCCACCCGACAGAAACACGACAAGAGGAAGGUCAGCAGGACGGGCUGAAAGGAAAACGGACAUAAAAAGAUGGACCCUUUCUUUUUCUUGCCCUUCUUCAAACGCACAAACACACACGUUUAAGCAAACACACACCUAAAUACCCCCUCUUCGGCUGUCAAGGAAGGGUGGGGUAACCUUGAGCAGAAUGAAAGGCAGCCGCUAUCUUGUCAUCAGCUAUUUCCGGGCCCCAAGGCUCCCGCUGAGGAGCCGAGCCAUGGGGGAGAGAGAGACAGAGAAAGGGAAAAAAGCGCGCGCGAGAGAAAGAGGUCCACGUCCAAUUACCGGCCCUGUCAGGGUGACGGGUGAUAGAGGAAGGGAAGAGUGAGAAAAAGAGAGAGACACACCAUUGCAUUCAGCCCGCCUCACCUUCCCUCUCUCAUCUCUAUCUUUGUCCUCCAUCUCUGACUCACCCUUUGACUCCUGACUUCUUCCUCCUUUUGUCUCCAUCUCUCCCUCCUUGCCCCCUUUACAUUUUCUUCAGUCCUCUACCUAUUUCCCCUCACGUCCUCUUUGUCACUCUCUCUUCUUCGCUUGCGUCUCCCCCCACCCCUGCCUUUCAAGCGCGGUGGAGGUUAACACGACACGACUACAGGUUAAUACACCCUCUUUUUUUCCCCCAACCUCAACCCAAUGCGGGGAGAGAAAGAGAAGAACUGAGGUGCAUAAACGCAUAAACCCAUUACUGCUUGCCUAAGUCCAGGUGGAGGUGAUGAUGGAGGAAGGGGAGUAUUUUUCUCUAUUCCCCAACCCUCUCUUUCAUACAAAUUUGAUUUCCUUUCUCUUUCUGUCUUGUGACCUGGCUGACCUCAGGUUUCAGCCCGCUGGAGCCGGUUUCCGUAGAUCUGAAUGGAAGCUUGUUGUCACCAAUCAUAGUGACUUUAAGUCGUGACUCAUUAGCAGGGCCUUGUUGACCUGAUCGACUUGCGCUUUCUCUCUGUGGUUAUGACCGCCCUGAACAAGAUAGUCACGGUGGCGAAAAGUUUUGUAAACCCGCGCCCCCCUGACUGUGAGCGCUGUGGUUGACUUUAUUUUGAAACAGCUGUUUUCCACACACCAGUUGUGUAUGAAUUAAAGAUUAAAAAUCAGCGAGGUAAAUACAGACAUCCCUGAUCUCUACCAUGUACAUUUGUACCUCACACAUUUUUCUGUCUCUACAUAUUUCAUGAUGUAAACAUCAAACUUUUUUUUCUUUAAUGCAGCCAAGUGUUUAUAUUCAUUGUGAUCAUGACUGUGUUUUUCUGUCAUUGCUGUAUUAUCUUUAAUUUUAGAGGAGGGAUCCACACCAGCCGCCAGCUCAGUCAGCAGUAAAGAUCCAAGUAAUGAGAGGGACAUCUAGUGGUGGUUUUCGGUUGUUGUUUCCCUGUCCUGCUCUUACUGAGCCCCCCCCCCCCCCUGUUGUGGCUGCAUCGAGUGCUCCAGUGAGGAUACAGUGCCAAACCAAAUUGUUGACUGCACACAAGAGAGAACUUGAGCCACGUGUGACCUGCGUCUGGCUUCCCAUUCACUAGGCCGAUGUUUCCAUAUGUCGAGGAUGUUGGCCAGUUCUGCAUCAGAGGUGUGUACGUGAUAUUCUUUGUUUUAUGACAGUUUUGAAGCCCUUGGAAUCUUAUUUUUUUGUUAUAUUUCUCUGUAGCUUUACUUAUUUGUGACUUAUUUAUCAAAAGUUAAAGUUCGGAGAAAAAAACCUGUCUUUCUGAUUAUUUAUUGAGUUUAACGGUCUCAAUCUCAGCUAACCUGCUUCAUCACGGCUGUGUGGCUGAUGUGGUUGUGUUGACAAAGACCAAGCAACCCAACUGUGAUCAGAUUCUGAUUCAAAUGUUGCCAAAUAUGACGUGACCUUUUUCUCAAUGAAGCCCCACCCACUUUAAACCAGUGAGAUAAAAUACAGACAUUUCACAAAGAUAGAAAAUUCUCAUGUGAAAUAAACAAAGUAAGGCCUCAUUACUCGUAGUAAGACGCUGAUUGAGAAAACGGGGCCUUUGGAUGUCACGAUGUUAUUGGUUUAAAUGAAUUGAUUCUAGCUUAUGUAGGCACACGCCAUACUUUGUUUCACAGGAUGAAAAGGUUAAUGGGUUUUCAUAUAUCCAUUUUGUUAAAUAGGUGCACAAUUUGACGGGAUGUGAUGUAAAAGGGUUUUAAAAAAAAGGCAUUAUUCAUUUCACCUAAAGGCUUUAGAGGCAUCAUGACGAGGUUAACACUUGCCUGUCUGUGUGUUCGAGGCGUAGCCAGAUGAACCUUUUUCGGGCCCCCUGUUGAUCUCCGCCCCCGAUUUCAGGAACUCAUAUUAUCUGAUACGUUGUUUACACUUUAAGAUCAGAUUUAGUGAAAAUCUUGACUGUGUGUAUCCGAACAGAGAUUUUGUGUGUGUUUUUCACCAACAUGUGUUGCAGAUUUUCAUUGUUUGAGUGGUCAUCGUCAGCCCACACUCCAUAACUUCAGAGUUGACAUGGUUUGUCGACAGAGGUAACAGCAUUCCUCAUUGCUUCACACCACGUUUCAUAAUGGCUGUAUUAGCCCGAAAAAAACCCAUUUAUUUUGAGAGACAAUAAAUAUAAGGCAUGUCUGAAUGGCAAUACUGUAUCUAAUAGUGUACAUAUGUAUAAAAGAUGUUGACAAAGAUGUGAACGAGAUCCUAAAAUGUCUAAUUAUCAUGUAAAUUAAAGUAUAUGAAGAAUUGCUGCUACGGUCUGUAAAUUGCACUUCAGUAACAAAAAGUGAAUGUUUGUACUGUAUAUGUGAAUAAAACCACAAAAUCUUG